Messenger RNA from Sinocyclocheilus anshuiensis, 1331 nucleotides. RefSeq names its product seipin-like. The record is from RefSeq and is a predicted model, not a curated record. Bases 38 to 823 code for a protein of 261 amino acids. Gene Ontology annotation, cellular component: endoplasmic reticulum membrane. The transcript has 7 exons. Gene Ontology annotation, biological process: lipid storage; lipid droplet organization. Lineage: Eukaryota; Metazoa; Chordata; Actinopteri; Cypriniformes; Cyprinidae.
UCAUAAUUACGUGUUCCUUGUUUUUCCUCAUCAGACGAUGCUGCACUACCGUUCUAAUCUGCUGCAGACCAUGAGCACGCUGCUCUUCUCACCCCUCUUGCUCACAGGUGUGUCUGAGCAGAAACAGCUCAUCGAGGUGGAGCUCUACCCAGAUUUCAAAUCAGACCUUUACCAGCCUGCCGUUGGUGCUGUGAUCGAGAUUCAGUCCUGCAGAGUCCAGAUUUAUUCUGCCCAGCUCAGGAUCCUUGCCUACUUCACUGGCAUUCGAUACCUCCUGUAUAAUUUCCCUGUGAUGUCUGCAAUCGUUGGGGUGGUGAGUAACUUCACCUUCCUCAGUGUCAUUGUGCUCUUCAGUUACCUGCAGUUCAUCUGGGGAGGGCUCUUUCCCCCCGAGCAGGUCAGAGUGAAGGUGAUGAUGGGAGACUCGACACGUCUUCAGCAGAGGAGGGAAGAAGCACGUAAACGUAUGCACUCAUCCUCCAGCACUCCUAUCAUGCCAUAUGGAAGAGAUAGCGGUGAAGCAGCAGAUCCACCAAAACAAACUGUUCGACACAAAGGUGAGUUGGACACUCCUAGUGCGACUAGGACAGAGGAACUGAAUCACCUGCAAGAGGAUGAAGCUGCUCAGGACUCCUCUACAGAUGAAGCUCCCAUUUUCCUUGAGGCUCCUCAUAUUGCAGAGACCCCUUUGAGCGAGGAGGACCCAGAUCAUGAGCAGAGGGCAGCGGGAAUGGGAAACGGGACUCAAGAUGAAGAAACUACCCAACCACAGUCCUCAGACACCAACCUUAGACAAAGACAUGGACCCUGGAUGAGGCUCUGAGCUCCAAACUCUGGAGCGACCACAAACACACAUACAUUCUGUUACAUUAGAGCGCAUUACGUGACUCAUAGCUAGCAUAUUUGAGACAUUCCUUUUGCAAUGCAUUUUUCAACAAUAAUUUUUUCAGAUGCAUUUGGAAACCAGUUUACCUCGUGGAGCUGAUGUGAAGCUAAAGAGAAUUUCCUGCUCUGCUGCUAUUGUUCUCCUUUAGCUGAUUACUUACUAUAGGACUUAAAAGUCCCCUUUAGAGUCCUGUCAUGCUUUAACCUGUCGUUACUGAGGUCUGUGGUUCUGUUACAAUAUCAGUUUUGCAUGUAAAGUGUAACUACUGUAGGUGUGUUCCUCUGCGUUAUGAUGUUAUCACAAAAAUUUUUACCAUGGCUAAGCAGUUCCGCUCAACUUCUUGGGAUAUUAUACAAUUUGUUUCAUCAAUUUCACUUAUUUUACAGCAGAAAAUGCAAAACAUAUUUUGUUAAAGAGAAGCAUGUUACAUAUUAUGAAAAAUAAA